This is a messenger RNA of Halteromyces radiatus, 1857 nucleotides long. RefSeq names its product isocitrate lyase. Gene Ontology annotation, biological process: carboxylic acid metabolic process. The record is from RefSeq and is a predicted model, not a curated record. Gene Ontology annotation, molecular function: isocitrate lyase activity. Bases 61 to 1665 code for a protein of 534 amino acids. The transcript has 6 exons. Lineage: Eukaryota; Fungi; Mucoromycota; Mucoromycetes; Mucorales; Cunninghamellaceae.
UUUUUUUUUUCUUUACUUUAAAAAAAUAACUUUAUUUUAACGUACUCCAAUUCAUUCACCAUGGCUGAUCAAGAAGAAAGACAAUUCCUUCAAGAAGUAGAACAAGUCAAAAAGUGGUGGGCUUCUCCUCGAUUUGACCUUGUACGUCGUCCUUAUACUGCUGAACAAAUUGUUAGUAAACGUGGUGACUUCCCUACUCAUUACCGUUCUAAUGACCAAGCAAAGAAACUUUGGAAAAUCCUUCAACGCAACAAGGCAACUGGAGGAACUAGUCAUACUUUUGGUGCUUUAGACCCUGUCCAGGUGACUCAAAUGGCAAAUGCUGGUAUUGAUACUGUUUAUGUCUCUGGUUGGCAAUGCUCUUCCACUGCUUCUUCUAGUAAUGAACCUGGUCCUGAUCUUGCUGAUUAUCCUAUGGAUACAGUUCCCAACAAGGUGGAUCAUCUCUUUAAGGCUCAACUUUUCCAUGAUCGUAAACAACGAGAAGAACGUUUACGUAUGUCUCCUCAAGAACGUAGAAAGACUCCCAAGAUCGAUUAUUUUAAUCCUAUUAUUGCUGAUGGUGAUACUGGGCAUGGUGGUGUUACGGCUGUGAUGAAAUUGACUAAAAUGAUGGUUGAACGUGGUGCUGCAGGCAUGCAUGUCGAAGAUCAAUCACCAAGUACCAAGAAAUGUGGUCAUAUGGCUGGCAAGGUAUUGGUUCCUAUUGCUGAACAUAUCAAUCGUUUGGUUGCUAUCCGUGUCCAGUAUGAUAUUAUGGGUGUUGAGAAUGUGGUAGUGGCUCGUACUGAUGCUGAAGCAGCCACCUUAUUAAGUAGCAACAUUGAUGAACGUGAUCAUGAAUUUAUUGUCGGCGCCACCAAUCCUACACUACGUCCCCUAGCUACUGUGAUGGCUGAAGCUGAACGUCAAGGCAAAUCUGGUGAAGCUCUUGCAUUAGUGGAAUCUGAAUGGACAGCCAAGGCAGGUCUCAAACGUUAUGGUAAUGCUGUAGCAGAUGAAUUACGUCGUCAAGGCAAGAACGCUCAAGCCACCGCCUUUUUGGAACAAAUUCAUUUCAAGUCUAACUCUGAAGCUCGUUCUAUUGCUAAAAAUUCUUAUGGUAUCGAUAUCUUCUGGGAUUGGGACAUUCCUCGUGUACGUGAAGGUUUUUACCGUUAUGAAGGUGGUACUGAAGCCGCUACCUCCCGUGCUAUUGCUUUUGCUCCUUAUGCAGAUAUGUUAUGGAUGGAAACAAAGAAACCAAUUUUAUCUCAAGCUGAACAAUUCGCAAAAGGUGUCUUAGCUGCUUCCCCCAAAUCCUUAUUAUGUUACAACUUGUCACCUUCCUUCAAUUGGGAUGCUGCUGGUCUGACUGAUAAUGACAUGGGUUCCUUCGUUCGUCAAUUAGGACAUCUUGGAUUUGUAUGGCAAUUUAUCACAUUGGGUGGUCUUCAUGCCAACGCUUUAGCAACAGCUACUUUCGCCAAGAGUUUCAAGGAAACAGGUAUGCUUGGUUAUGUGUCCACUGUACAAAGGAAGGAACGCGAAAACGGUGUUGACGUCUUACAACAUCAAAAAUGGUCAGGUGCCACCUACGUAGAUGAACUAAUGAAGAUUGUUACAGGAGGUGUUGCCGCAACCGCUGCCAUGGGUGAAGGUGUUACUGAAGAUCAAUUCAAAUAGUUUAGUUUCAUAGUGUUUGUAGUAUCGUUUUUUUUUUAUUCUUCAACCGUACCUCCCCCUUUUAUUAUAUUGACAUUUAUUUAUAUGAUAGAUGAUAAUCUAUUCUUCUUCUCAUCAUGAUUUUAACGCUUUUCUUUGGAAACGUGUUGUAAAAAUAAAAGAAAAACAAAUUAUUUAUUUAUUUAUUAUAAA